This is a messenger RNA of Filobasidium floriforme, 1315 nucleotides long. Its product is annotated as legume-like lectin family-domain-containing protein. The record is from RefSeq and is a predicted model, not a curated record. Lineage: Eukaryota; Fungi; Basidiomycota; Tremellomycetes; Filobasidiales; Filobasidiaceae. Gene Ontology annotation, cellular component: endoplasmic reticulum membrane; endoplasmic reticulum-Golgi intermediate compartment; COPII-coated ER to Golgi transport vesicle. Bases 226 to 1188 code for a protein of 320 amino acids. Gene Ontology annotation, molecular function: D-mannose binding. The transcript is spliced from 10 exons. Gene Ontology annotation, biological process: Golgi organization; endoplasmic reticulum organization; endoplasmic reticulum to Golgi vesicle-mediated transport.
UCAUCAAAGCCGAGCAGCGACACCUUGCACUUUAUCACCCUAACAGCUCUUCAGGUCCUCUGAGAUCUACGACCACCGGUUAACGAAAUAGAUCACAUUCAUUGGGUAUCUCGUGGCCUUCUGAUUUCACUUAUUCGCCGGUAAAAACCGCAUACGCAUCUCGAACUCGCUGGACGAUCUCUCACGAACAAAGGCCUCCCUCGAACGGUCAUAAAAGGCUCAAGGAUGAAGAGAUUUAGGAAUGCUUUGCUGGGAUCGCUACUCCUGCUAGCUGGAGCAGUGAGAGCUAAGGAGGACGAAGAGGUAGAUGAUGGCGAGCGGCUCAUAGCGAUGCGCACUCACGUACUGUACCCUCCAUAUGUCGAUCAAGAGCUGCAGAACCGAUGGUGGGAUUUCGGGGCCGAUGCCAUCAUUAACACCAACAAGCACGUCCGUCUAACACAGGACAGGCGAUCAGAGAUGGGGUGGUUAUGGUCUCGGCUCCCAAUCAAGGCAGAGAAUUAUGAGAUCGAGGUCGAGUUCAACGUGAACGGAAAGGGGCAUUCCUUGUUUGGGGACGGCUUUGCUAUGUGGUUGACAACAGAUAGAGCGAAGCCCGGUCCAGUGUUUGGCAGCAUCGACAACUUCAAUGGCCUUGGACUGUUCUUUGACACCUACCCAAACUCACGGCACACCUACUCUUUCCCUCGAGCGACGGCCAUGUUGGGCGAUGGCAAGACACCCUAUGAUCAUGAUCAUGACAACCAGGCAAAUGAACUUGCCGCAUGUUCUAUGGACUUCCGUCGACGAGAUACUCGAACGAUGCUCAAGCUCCGGUACAUCAAGAACAAGUCCCUGAGCCUGCAGCUCCAGGUCGAGAAAGAGGGCAGGUGGGACGACUGUUUCGAGGCUCAGAACGUGGAACUGCCGGCUGGAGACAUCUACCUCGGUUUCUCGGCUCUGACCGGAGAUGUCAGCGAUGCCCAUGACAUCAUCUCGGUGUCUACCAAUUCGAUCGUAUUCAACAGCACUCUGCCCGUCGGCGCCGAGAGCCAACUCUACAAAUCGAAAAAGAGCAGAAAGAGCUCGAGCACCGGUUUGAGCAUGUUCUUGUUCCUGCUCAAGGCGAUUGGUGUGCUUGCGUUCUGCGCUUUCGCCUUCUCGGCUUACCGGACUUAUAACGCUCAAAAACGGGGCAAGAGGUUCUAGGGGUGGAUCUUUUGUAACCUGGCACCACGAGGUAGCAUUUCGGGAUGUCGUAAAUCGCAUGAAUGAUGGUCCCUGCUGAGACGAGGUACCAAGCCCCAUAAACUCGUUCGUUUCUUUCGUGAAAAGC